Neohortaea acidophila is the source of this 1844-nucleotide messenger RNA. Its product is annotated as putative major facilitator superfamily transporter. Gene Ontology annotation, biological process: transmembrane transport; basic amino acid transport. Gene Ontology annotation, cellular component: fungal-type vacuole membrane. NCBI's taxonomy places the organism in Eukaryota, Fungi, Ascomycota, Dothideomycetes, Mycosphaerellales, Teratosphaeriaceae. The transcript is spliced from 3 exons. The record is from RefSeq and is a predicted model, not a curated record. Bases 64 to 1743 code for a protein of 559 amino acids. Gene Ontology annotation, molecular function: basic amino acid transmembrane transporter activity.
CGUACCAUAUCCCGUGAACACGACAAGCCGGGGGAUAUAUUUCGAUUACAUUGGGUAUUGCUAAUGGCGAAAAAGAACGGCCCUUUAGAGGUGUUAUCACCGCAGCCCGUCAGCGAUGAACGCACACCUUUACUGGGAGAGUCCGGCGGAGAUGGCGAGGGACUCGAAGCUCAAGCGGAGCAAGAACGGCGUGAACAUGACGUGGGCGCCACGCCUGUGGCCGAUGAGCCAAAUACACGCAAGCUGCUGUUGACCAUGUCGAGUCUUUGGGUGUGCACUUUUUUUGCGGCUCUCGACGCCACGAUCGUUGCUACUCUUGCAAAACCCAUCACCGCUUCCUUCGAAUCCGGCACCUUGUACUCCUGGGUUGCGUCUGGCUAUCUCAUCGCAAAUGCCGCUUUUCAACCACUAUCAGGAAAGUUGACCGAUAUCUAUGGACGUCGUGCAGGGCUUGUCUUUGCUACGAUCUUCUUCGCCGCCGGUACCCUUAUCUGCGGACUUGCUCAGACGGGUUGGAUGAUGAUUCUUGGGCGCGUAGUCGCUGGCUCCGGUGGCGGAUGUCUGAAUACGAUCUCCACAUUCGUCGCGUCGGAUCUUAUUCCUCUACGGAAACGCGGUGUGUGGCAGGGCAUGGGCAACAUCGUCUUCGGCACCGGGAUGGGGCUAGGCGGAGUGUUUGGUGGAGCCAUCCAUGAUCGAUUCGGGUGGCGAUACGCUUUCUAUCUCCAGGUUCCCUUCAUCCUGAUCGGGGGAGUGCUCGGCUGCGUCAUGAUCAACGUCCCCGUCAAGGAAACCGAGGAGGACAAAAUCCAUCGCGUCGACUUCCUGGGCGUCUUUACGCUGGUGACAAGCCUUGUGCUGCUUCUGCUCGGUCUGAAUUCUGGCGGCAACAUAGUCCCGUGGAACCACCCAUUGGUGUGGGUGACGCUGCCGCUCAGCAUGGCGUUUCUCGCUGCAUUUGUCUACGUGGAGGCCCGUGUUGCUCAUGAGCCAAUAAUUCCCGUCCACUUACUGCUCUCUCAGACUGUCAGUGCGGCAUGUUUGGUGAACUGGUUUUCAACCAUGUCUGUGUUCGCUCUCGUCUACUACGGUCCAAUCUACUUUCAGGUCGUCAUGGGCGUUUCGGCUACGCGGGCGGGCACCUUGUUUAUACCACAAUCCGCCGGCACCGCUCUUGGAUCUCUGGGCUCCGGCCUCUUCAUGCGCGCCACUGGAAAAUAUCGUUGGCUCAACCUUCUUAUGCAGGUCAUCAUGAUUUCAGGUUGCUCUUUGAUCCUCGCGACGUUCAACGCCAGCGUCGAAGACGUACCUCCCUUCAUUUACCUGUUCAUGGUCGGAUUCGCGUAUGGCUCCAUGCUGACCGUCACGCUCAUCUCGCUGAUCGCCGCGGUCGACCACAAGUACCAGGCCAUCAUCACGUCUGCCUCGUACGCGUUCCGCUCGACGGGAUCCACCAUCGGCAUCACCAUCGGCAGCGCAGUAUUCCAGAAUCUCCUCAAAACGGGCCUAUUCAAUCGAUUCGGCGAUCGACCCGGUGCAACGGACGAAAUCCGACGGAUUCGAGAGAAUCCAGACGAGGUCAUGCACUUGCCCCCCGGGUGGCACGAUGGUGCGAUUGAGGCUUACGUAGACGCCUUGAGAGGGGUAUGGGUGGUUGUUCUGGGCUUCGCUCUCUUGGCUGCCUUUACAAGUCUGUUCAUCAAGGAACAGGUCUUGCACAAGAAUCUGGAGCGGAGCCGCUGAGACCGCAAAGAUUACUGAGAUGCCUGAACCAUAGCGAUGGUUCGGCUGGUAAUGUUUAGUACAGAGCGUGCGAAUGUCUACGCGUUGUCAAGCGCAGCACA